AUGCCACCAACGUCCCAAAGCCCUCAGUUGGCGAGUAUUUUGGUAGCCCGCUUUCUACGAAGCAACAAUUACGCCGAGACUCUUGAUGCAUUCAUCCGUGAAGCGGGAUUGCCCGCCGACGCGGGGCAGGUAACAGACAACAAAGAAGGAAACAACUGGACGAUCGAGAGCGUACUCGAGGAGAAGAAAGCCUUUGAUCAGACUUUGGGAUUUGAACGGUAUGGCGAAGAAGCAAAAGAUGAGUGGAGCGUUCCUGCACCUUCCAACCCGAAAAUCGUAGAGACGCCAACAUCAUCAAACAUCCUCGCCUGCUCCGUAGAUCCAUGGGGACACCCAGAGAGCAAUGAGGACAACCAAGACACACCAUCUCGUCUCAUAGCCACAGGCGCAGACAAACAGCUCCAUCUCUUCAAGACAGAAGCCGACAAUGCCAUCUUCAGCUCACUCCCAGGACUCUCCGAGUCCCCGAUCCUAUCAUACGUCUCUAUCUGCAAUGGCGAGUACGUCUGUUUAACCAACAUGUCGGGCCAGCUCCUCUUACAACGGAACGCCGAGGUCCUCGACAAAAGAAAAGACCACGCCAAAUACGCCGUCAAAGUAGUCGCAUUCGAAGACCACGACUCCCCACAGAGACCCAUAUGGGUAGCCACAGCCGGCUGGGACUCCAAGGUCCAUCUCUACCGUCUAGAUCUCGCAGACGAAGGCCCCAUAGCGAUCGGCGAGCCCGUCGCAUGCAUCACCCUAGCUUCGAACCCGGAGUCCUUGCUCUUCGUCCAACACCCGGACACAAAGGAACUACUCCUGCUCGUCGCCAGGCGCGACUCCACCCAUCUGUACUACUACCAGGUCCAACACCAACCGUACGAAUGCACCCUCCUUGGCAAACAGAACCUGGCGCCCCAUUCCAACGCGUGGAUCGCCUUCUCCCCGUCCUGUCUCGCCCUCAGCCCCCAUGACCCGGGCCUCUUGGCGGUCGCUACCUCAACUCUACCACAUAUGAAGGUUAUCAUUGUGCGGCUUCUGUUCCCAUCUACGGAUGAUAACGCCGACGGUCCAGAGCCGGAGACACAGGCUACGCAGGCUCUCGCGGCGCUGUCACUUCAGAAUCGGGAGGACGCUGCCAUCGUGAUCCAGGCAAAUACGUUUGCGCCGCAGACGGCGUAUUCGACGCCGCAGGUUGCCUGGAGACCGGAUGGUUCGGGUGUCUGGGUUAAUGGGGAUGAUGGGGUGAUUCGGGGGGUGGAGACUAGGACUGGGAAGGUGGCUACAGUGUUGAAGGAUGGGCAUGUGGCUGGGUCUAAGAUUCGGACGAUUUGGGCGGGUUGGGUAGAUGUCUUGAGGGAUGGGGAGGUGGUGAGGGAGGAGUGGUUGGUUAGUGGGGGGUUUGAUAAGAGGCUGAUUGUUUGGAAGGCUUGA
Messenger RNA from Aspergillus bombycis, 1416 nucleotides. RefSeq lists its product as uncharacterized. The transcript has 2 exons. The coding region runs from base 1 to 1416 and encodes 471 amino acids. Lineage: Eukaryota; Fungi; Ascomycota; Eurotiomycetes; Eurotiales; Aspergillaceae. The record is from RefSeq and is a predicted model, not a curated record. Gene Ontology annotation, molecular function: protein binding.